AUGCAACAUCAUGAAUUGUCAGACGACGAAAUUAUCACAUCUAUAUACAAAUCAUGCUUCUCCAAAGUAAGCACAACAUUUUUGGAGAAACUAGUCAGAGAGAUUGCUGCAUGGACUGGUGUCCAGACAGUAAUGAUUCAACGAUUGUUAACAGCAAGAGAAUACAACGAUUUGAGACACAACGAAGGCUGCCCGCAGGUUCGAUUGAUUAAAGGCAGUAACUCCAAAUCUAAAAGUGAAACAUCCCCGCUUCAAGGCGGAGGAUUUGCAUUUAUUGACUACUUAUUUAUAAAAGCUUGUUAUUCCAAAGUUAAACAUCCAGCACUGACAAAAUAUUCAGCUGCUCCUAUUACUUCAUUUGAUCAUGAUGCGCCACAUAUUCAAACAAUACGAUGGAAAGAAUAUCACGACGAACAGAACGGUCCAUUUUGUGGGUCCGUUUAUCCCGUGUUUCACAGUUUUGUGGGCUUGCGACUAGAUCAAGAUGACGUUCCCAUUGGUAUGAUUGCGGUUAUGGAUGAUAGGCCUAUGGAUGCAAGCCAGAUUAAGUUAAUAAAAACCAUUCUGUCUGCUGUUGAACUAAGAACUGUGAAUGAAAUUGGACGAUUGCGUUAUCGGGAUAACCUCAUUGUAGCAAAAAACGCUGCCUUACAAGAUGCCGAAAGUAAAAUCAAAUUCUUGGCUGACAUGAGCCAUGAAAUAAGAACCCCAAUGAACGCAGUGAUAGCCUUAACCGAUCUAUUAUUACAAGAAAGAAAUCUACUUAACGUUGAACAAGCAGAGCAUCUUGAAGUAAUUCAAACGAGCGGAAACCAUCUUUUGACUGUUAUCAAUGAUAUACUUGACAUAACAAAGAUAAAUCAUGACCCUAAAUUCAAACUGGAGAACAGAAGAUUCAGUAUUCGAAAAUGUGUCAAAGACGCGCUCAACAUGGCCAGACAUCAAGCAUCAAUGAUCCAGCAUCAGAGAUUGGUGCAUCUAGUUGAAUGUCCACCAGAAGUCAAUGACAAUAUUCCUCUCAAUCUACUGUUGAACCAACUAGGUCUGAAUAAUAUGCUUUUAUCACCGCCAAAUACGCGUAAAGCCAUUCUACCACUAUUAUGGAAAAUCGAAUCAGAUGUACCUGACCAUCUUGUCGGCGAUUCUAUGCGCUUGACACAAAUAUUGCUCAAUCUAUGCUCUAAUGCCGUAAAGUUCACCAAAUCAGGAGGCAUUCAAGUGAAGAUUCAGAUUCAUGUUCCUCCUGAAAAACAAGUACCAAAUAAUGAUAGCAAAUAUGCUAUUUUCAAAGAACGUUACGACGCGAAAAUUGAAAGUAUGUAUACUCUUCAAGGAAGAAGCAGAAAACCGAAACGUUCAGAGUACAUCAAUAGUGCAUCAGCUUCCGAAGACGAUAAUUGCGCAGAGCAGUCAAGCGAAAAUUAUGAGAACGGUUUGACGAAUGGAGAAGAUGACGGCACAACAACAGAUGACGAGGGCACCGUUGACAAGGUGAUACUCGAAAUAUCUGUUACAGAUACUGGCAUUGGUAUGCCUGCUGAUCGGCUUCCGCGGCUGUUCAAAUCGUUUUCACAGAUCGAUAUUUCCACGGCCCGUCGCUUCGGCGGAACGGGCCUGGGGUUAGCUAUUUCCAGUACACUUGUCAAUCGAAUGGGCGGUGGACUUUGGGUAGAAUCAGAAGAAGGAAUAGGUUCAAAAUUUGCAUUAACUAUUCCUCUAGCUAUCUACAAGAAGCCCUCAAAAGUAACUCUUAGACCUCGGUUGGCUAACGAUGACAGCUCUGAAGAUGGAACAAAUACAGGCAGCAGUGUAAUAGCGUCACCAUCGUCCCCAGGUUCCAUUCUAUCUGAUAGCAGCUCUUGUACAGCAGAGCAGUCAGCUUUAGGCCAUAGUACUGCUCAUAACCUUUCCCCCUCAUCGUCAAACCAUGCAGAUUACUUCUCUACUCCGUUCAGUGUGCAACAAAAUAACAAUACUUGUUAUAGAAACGAUACAAAAGCAGAAACAUCCCAUUCACUGCCAGCUAUGCAAUCAGCGAAGCCUACUGCAGCAACCGUAGCUAAUAGAACUCCUUCAAACUUAGCACCUUCACCACAACAUACCAGUACAGCAAUUAAUACAACUAUUAAUACUACCCCUAAUACAACUACUAUCAGUUCUAAUAUAGAUAAUAAUUACACUAUGAAUCGAGAAAACAUUCCUUGCCCUAGUGACACUGGUACAAAUACUCUAAGCUCUAGUCCUGGCAAUAAGAAUUUUAAUAAUUCUGCAUACACAGGCAGCCGGAACAAUCGAUUGACUCUCGUUAUCAGUAAAGGUUUGCAGAAUUUUCUGCCCAAAUCCCAACAGGCAGAUGCAAAGACUUUCGAAGCUAAUCCUACACCAGCUACAUCUAAGCGAUCACAAGGUCCAGUCAGCCUAGAAGAAGAGUCACCGAUUGCAAACAUAUCACGUCAUAUAAUCUCGAAAUCUAAAAAGUCAAAUAGUCAAAACGAGGAAGAAAAUCUGGCAAAACUACACCCGAUAAAGAUAAUGUUAGCAGAGGAUAAUAUACUCAAUCAAAAGAUUGCUGUUAGCAUUUUGAAGCGAUUGGGUUAUCAAGAUGUCGUUAUAGCCGGGAACGGUCGUGAAGCAUUAGAACUGAUGCGCAUUCACAAAUUCGAUGUGAUAUUCAUGGAUUUAUACAUGCCAGAAAUGGAUGGUUUGGAAGCAACACGGCACAUAGUGUUAGAGCGAAAAAAUAGAAUAGCAACGAAAAAUGUUGUGCAAGCAACAGAUUCAGACAAAAGUAACGAGGAGCCUUUGCUAAAUGUGAACGACGUCUAUAUAAUUGCACUGACGGCUUCAGCAUCGACGAAAGACCGGCAAAUAUGUAUUGAUGCUGGCAUGAACGACUUUAUCAGUAAACCAUUUACUAUGAUGGAAAUGAAAGCUGCGUUGAAAAGUUGUGUACAUUACCGGAAAAGGCGACAAAAAUCCAAAUCACACAAAGGUAGUGGAAGGACACAUAAACAUACGGGCAAUAGCAGCAAUUGUGGGAGCAGCAGCAGUAGCAGGCGAAGAGUAACGAAAAGCUCACGGUCAGGUUGUAACACUGACUCUUCUAUUCAUUCUGAAGAAAAUAUAGCAUUGCUGUCAAAUUAA
This is a messenger RNA of Mycotypha africana, 3144 nucleotides long. RefSeq lists its product as uncharacterized. The coding region runs from base 1 to 3144 and encodes 1047 amino acids. The record is from RefSeq and is a predicted model, not a curated record. Gene Ontology annotation, biological process: phosphorylation; phosphorelay signal transduction system. Gene Ontology annotation, molecular function: phosphorelay sensor kinase activity. NCBI's taxonomy places the organism in Eukaryota, Fungi, Mucoromycota, Mucoromycetes, Mucorales, Mycotyphaceae. The transcript is spliced from 7 exons.